Molecule: messenger RNA, 2034 nt
Organism: Microtus ochrogaster (prairie vole)
Lineage: Eukaryota; Metazoa; Chordata; Mammalia; Rodentia; Cricetidae
Gene: Gk
Product: glycerol kinase
Biological process (GO): glycerol metabolic process; phosphorylation; glycerol-3-phosphate biosynthetic process
Cellular component (GO): mitochondrion
Molecular function (GO): glycerol kinase activity
Source: RefSeq, a predicted model, not a curated record
GAGCCGCGCGAGCCUCCAGCAGAAGCGCGCCGCUUCACCCUCUGCUCUCUCUACUCCGCCCUCCGCAGUCACCCCGGAGACCGGUCGUGUUAAACUCUCCGACCUGAAGCUGACUGACUUCCAUGGCAGCCGCGAAGAAAGCAGUUUUGGGGCCAUUGGUGGGAGCAGUGGACCAGGGUACCAGUUCAACACGUUUCUUGGUUUUCAAUUCAAAAACAGCUGAACUUCUUAGUCAUCAUCAAGUCGAAAUCAAACAGGAAUUCCCAAGAGAAGGAUGGGUAGAACAAGACCCGAAGGAAAUCCUGCAGUCCGUUUAUGAGUGCAUAGAGAAAACGUGUGAAAAGCUUGGACAGCUCAAUAUUGACAUUUCCAACAUCAAAGCCAUUGGUGUGAGCAACCAGAGGGAAACCACGGUGGUCUGGGACAAGCUGACUGGAGAGCCUCUCUACAAUGCUGUGGCUGCUCCAGUUUCUCCUGGCUCUUCAGUUCCAGUUGCCGUUGCCCCCUCUGGCUCUCCAGUUCCAGCUGCUGGUUCUUCCUCAGUGUGGCUCGACCUAAGAACCCAGUCUACCGUUGAGAACCUUAGUAAAAGAAUUCCAGGAAAUAAUAACUUUGUCAAGUCCAAGACAGGCCUUCCGCUUAGCACUUACUUCAGUGCAGUGAAACUUCGCUGGCUCCUUGACAAUGUGAGAAAGGUUCAAAAGGCUGUUGAAGAAAAUAGAGCUCUUUUUGGGACCAUUGAUUCAUGGCUCAUUUGGAGUUUGACAGGAGGAAUCAAUGGGGGUGUCCACUGUACAGAUGUAACAAAUGCAAGCAGGACGAUGCUUUUUAACAUUCAUUCUUUGGAAUGGGAUAAAGAGCUCUGCGAAUUUUUUGGAAUUCCAAUGGAAAUUCUUCCCAGUGUCCGGAGUUCUUCUGAGAUCUAUGGCCUAAUGAAAGCCGGGGCCUUGGAAGGUGUGCCAAUAUCUGGGUGUUUGGGGGACCAGUCUGCUGCUCUGGUGGGACAAAUGUGCUUCCAGGAUGGACAGGCCAAAAAUACGUAUGGAACAGGGUGCUUCUUACUGUGUAACACAGGACAUAAGUGUGUAUUUUCUGAACAUGGCCUUUUGACCACUGUGGCUUAUAAACUCGGCAGAGACAAGCCUGUGUAUUAUGCAUUGGAAGGUUCUGUAGCUAUAGCUGGUGCUGUAAUCCGCUGGCUAAGAGACAACCUUGGAAUUAUUAAGUCCUCAGAGGAAAUUGAAAAACUUGCUAAAGAAGUAGGUACUUCUUAUGGGUGCUACUUUGUUCCAGCAUUUUCAGGGUUAUAUGCACCUUAUUGGGAGCCCAGUGCAAGAGGGAUCAUCUGUGGACUCACUCAGUUCACCAAUAAAUGUCAUAUUGCUUUUGCUGCAUUAGAAGCCGUUUGUUUCCAAACCCGAGAGAUUUUGGAUGCCAUGAACCGCGACUGUGGAAUUCCACUCAGUCAUUUGCAGGUAGAUGGAGGAAUGACCAGCAAUAAAAUUCUUAUGCAGCUACAAGCAGACAUUCUGUAUAUUCCAGUAGUGAAACCAUCCAUGCCCGAAACGACUGCUUUAGGAGCUGCCAUGGCAGCUGGAGCUGCAGAGGGUGUUGGUGUUUGGAGUCUUGAACCUGAGGAUUUGUCAGCUGUAACAAUGGAGCGGUUUGAACCUCAGAUCAAUGCUGAAGAAAGUGAAAUCCGUUACUCCACCUGGAAGAAAGCUGUGAUGAAGUCCAUUGGUUGGGUUACAACUCAGUCUCCAGAAAGUGGUGACCCUAGUAUCUUCUGUAGUCUGCCUUUGGGCUUUUUUAUAGUGAGUAGCAUGGUAAUGUUAAUCGGAGCAAGGUACAUCUCAGGUAUCCCAUAAAUAAUACCACCUCAUGGAUUCCCAAGAUGCAAGCUUUUUAUAUAAUGAGAAAAUCUGACAUUUCUGUCUCAUAAUGUAAUGACGUUAUUCAUAGCCUCUGAUUUUUUUUUCAUAAACCGCCUGCUGCAUGAUCCUCCAAGUAGAUCUAUGGCUUGAAAUAAAGAAA